CGCCCUUGCUUUGUUGUCAUCUGCUGCCUGUCCUUGAACUGAACACAUGGAAGCUGAAAUGUUGUACCAUCAAGAAUAAUUGUGAGGGGAUUUCUUUACCAAUCAAGAAGCAAGAUGUUUCAGAAGAUGACACAGCAGAGGGCAGUAUUCUUUUCAUGGAUCAGAACUUACAGAAUCCACAGAGCACAAACUGUUUUCAAUUCUACAAUAGCCUCAAGUUGUCAGCGAAUACUUUGCAAUAAUACAGUUGUGUCUUCAUCAAGGAGAACUUUUCAUCCGCCUACUUCUUUAAGCUCCUCUGAUGUUACUUCCCCUUUAAGUUAUCCGUUACAAUCACAUCACCAUGGAAACAAGCGAUGUUUCUUCCGACAACCGUCAAGGCUAAAAUCAACCAAUCAGAGUAGCCCACCUGCCUUGAAUCCUCUUCUUCGACUGCAGUCGUAUGUUCAGCUACCGAUAUUAUCAGACAACGAGUUGAUAUUCACCCCAACUGAAGCAGAUCUUGCCAAGGCGUGUCAGAUGUUUGUUCCGAGUCCCGACCAUCAGAUCAAAUUCUUGAAAGGAGCGUACUACCACGAGCAAGCCCCAGAUUAUCAGCUGCCUGAGAUUGCUUUUAUCGGCAGGAGUAAUGUGGGCAAGUCGUCUUUAAUCAAAGCAAUGUUUUCACAAGUACCUGGUCUUGAAGUCAGAACAUCCAAAACUCCAGGGCACACCAAGUUGCUGUUGUUUUUCCAGGUGGGCAUUGGCUUUAGUCUGGUUGACAUGCCUGGCUACGGAUUCAACCAGCCUCAAAACUUCAUCAUAUCAGCGGAGGGAUUUCUCAAGGAAAGGAAAAACUUAAGGAAUACCUUCUUGUUGAUAGACAGUUCCGUUGGACUUAAACCCUUGGACUAUGUUGCUCUUGAAAUGUUAGAGGAGUUCUCAAUACCUUACCUAAUUGUGUUGACCAAAUCGGACAAAGCAUCCAAACGACAGCUUGUGGAAAGUAUCAUGACAGUGUCAAAGGUCAUACGAGAGAACACUCAAUGUUGCUUGCCUCAACCAUUCCUAGUAAGCUCAAAGUCUAAGGCUGGCCUGUCAUUUCUGAUGAGUUUUAUAGCUUACACCACAGACAAUCUCAAGCUACAAGAAACAUGACGAGGUUAUUGCUGCCAGACUAUGCCAGAAACACCGGGCAAACGCCUUCUCUUUAGACUGGGUCCACUGGGUUCUAUUAUGUGCAUUUUUACAACACAUGGGACCUAAAGGCUUUCUGUCCCAUCCAAAGGAGGAAGUAAUAAUGCCGGACUAUGCCAGAAACACCAGGGCAAACGCCCUUCUCUUUUUACACUUCCAUCCUUGUGCUGGAAUCUUUAAUGUGCGUUUACACAGCACACAGGACUUGCGACUUUAUGUACCAUUAUAAGGACGAAGCAAUAAUGGUGAAGUGUAUUCCUUGAAGGAACUGGACACGUUUGAUAAUUGUCAAAGACCAGUCUUCUCAAUAGGUGUGUUCCAAAAAUAUGCA
This is a messenger RNA of Asterias rubens (European starfish), 1507 nucleotides long. Its product is annotated as GTP-binding protein 8-like. The transcript has 7 exons. The record is from RefSeq and is a predicted model, not a curated record. Gene Ontology annotation, molecular function: GTP binding. Bases 115 to 1137 code for a protein of 340 amino acids. Gene Ontology annotation, cellular component: mitochondrion. Lineage: Eukaryota; Metazoa; Echinodermata; Asteroidea; Forcipulatida; Asteriidae.